This is a messenger RNA of Chrysoperla carnea, 1101 nucleotides long. RefSeq lists its product as uncharacterized. The record is from RefSeq and is a predicted model, not a curated record. The coding region runs from base 1 to 1101 and encodes 366 amino acids. Lineage: Eukaryota; Metazoa; Arthropoda; Insecta; Neuroptera; Chrysopidae. The transcript is spliced from 2 exons.
AUGAAUAGUGCUGAAAUGUUGAAUAUAUCUGAUGGCGUUCACUUUGAUGAGAGUAUUACAAAAAUUGAGUACCACAGCUAUUCACCAUUUUUAUCGACGUUUAACAACAGUGAUGAAAUACGAAUUUGUAUUCAAAAUCAAAAUUUAAAUAUUUUGACCUGUGAAAGUUUCCUCUACAUAGAGGGGACUGUGAAAAAAGUUAGCGAUUAUACAGUAUCAGCUACCGCCAAAUUGGUAAACAAUUAUCCUGCUUAUUUAUUUGAAGAAAUACGCUAUGAAAUAAAUGGUAUUGAAAUUGAUCGUGUUCGAAACGUUGGACAAACCUUAACAUUAAAAAAUUAUAUCUCACUUAAUGAUAAUGAAAAAGAUUAUACGAAAAUCAUUCCAAAUGUUAAGCAUGAAUUAAUUUUGAAUCGUGCUCGGAAUGAUUUAAAUGCAAUUAUAUCGCCAACUGAUGAUAUGAAAUUUGAAAUUACAAAACUACAAUGGCACGUUCCACUCGUUCAACUUCAGGAUGGGCAGAAAAUAUUAUUAUAUAAAUUUAUCAAUAGUGGUAAAUCAAUUAAGAUGAGCUUUCGAAGCUGGGAUAUGUAUGAAUAUCCAGUUCUUCCAACUACAACACACCAAGUCUGGGCAGUAAAAUCAUCAACACGUUUGGAAAAGGCCAGAUAUGUUAUCUUCGCUCUACAAACAAAUCGACGAAAUUUGAAGGAGAAGGAUGCAAGCCGUUUUGAUCAUAGUAAUUUGACUGAUAUAAAAGUGUUUUUAAACUCAGAUGUGUAUCCAUACAGUGAUCUUAAUACAGAUUUUCAAAAUAAUCGAUAUGCCUUACUAUACGAUAUGUAUUCCAAAUUUCAAGAAUCAUAUUAUAAAACCAACAGCCAACCACUCUUAACACCCGCACAAUUCAAAGAAAUAGCUCCCAUUGCUCUCAUAAAUUGUUCACACCAAAUGGAUGAAAUAAAGAUUGGACCAGUGGAUCUUAAAAUUGAAUUCAAAUGUAAAUCUAAUAUUCAACCUAAUACUAGUGCAUAUUGCCUAAUUUUACAUGAUCGUAUUGUCGAAUAUAAUCCACUUACAAAUGAUGUAAAAAGAUUAUAA